Molecule: messenger RNA, 3112 nt
Organism: Aspergillus ibericus CBS 121593
Lineage: Eukaryota; Fungi; Ascomycota; Eurotiomycetes; Eurotiales; Aspergillaceae
Gene: aof2
Product: putative lysine-specific histone demethylase Aof2
Exons: 1
Coding region: 1-3033 (1010 amino acids)
Molecular function (GO): protein binding; oxidoreductase activity
Source: RefSeq, a predicted model, not a curated record
AUGCCCACUGCUGUCUACGCUCAACAAUGUGUGGCAGCAGCAUAUGCAUCCCGGCUGAACCCAUACGCGCUACACAAAAAGGAGCAGGAACUUCUUCAGGAUCAUUUGUGUCACCUCCAUGUCACCGUCUACUUGAACAUCCGAAAUGGUAUCCUGCGUCUAUGGACUCGAAACCCCAUGUUGAGCGUCUCGAAGGAAGAAGCUAUGGGGUGUGCGAAGGACUAUCGCUGGAUGAACCUCGCGGCAUUCGCAUAUGAAUGGCUUGUCCGUAACGGCUAUAUCAAUUUUGGCUGUGUGGAAAUUCCAGUCGCUCCAGAGCCCGUGAAGAAAGGUCGGCGAAAGGAUGGCCCUGUGAUUGUCGUGGUGGGAGCUGGAACGGCGGGCUUAGGUUGUGCUCGACAUCUGGAAGGUCUAUUCAGUCAUUACCACAAUGCGUUUACAUCACCACGGGUGAUCGUACUGGAAGGACGGCGCAGGAUUGGGGGUCGUAUCUACUCGCAUCCUUUGCGAAGCCUGGAGUCAUCCACUCUGGCUCCUGGGUUAGUCCCCAAGGCCGAAAUGGGCGCCCAGAUCAUCGUUGGGUUCGAUCACGGCAAUCCACUAGAUCAGAUUAUCCGAGGCCAGCUCGCUCUUCCAUAUCACUUAUUGCGCGAUAUAUCGACGAUCUAUGACAUCGAUGGGUCACCGGUGGAUGAAGCUCGAGACGCAACAGACGAGAUGCUUUAUAACGACAUAUUGGAUCGGUCGGGGCUGUAUCGGCACAAGUCGGUUAUAGUGCCCACUGCAGAGGGUGACCGGGAUUUAAUCAAUUCCGGGCGUGAUCUGUCGAUCAGCGACGGCCUUACAGUGAGACAAUACGAAGAAGCCAGGGCUGCCGGGACCAUCGGGCUCCUGUUCCCUGCGAAACGGGUCCGACGCGGUGUUGGCCACAAAACCGCUGACAUUAAGCCUACCAGUGCCCCGUUGGCAGACCCUACCAACGUUGAAGAAAACCCCGCCCAGCUUGCGUGUCAGACGAUGGGUUGGACCUUGAAAGACGGGACUUCCGUUAACGACACCAUCAAUCUGGACCCGGUGGCCAAAGCCUCGCCGUGUCAGACCUUGGGCGCCGUGAUGGAUGACGGUGUCCGGCAGUACCAGCGUAUGCUCCCAUUGACUCCGAAAGACAUGCGCCUGCUCAACUGGCAUAUGGCCAAUCUGGAGUAUGCGAAUGCUUCAAAUAUCGGCAAGCUUAGCCUUUCCGGGUGGGACCAGGAUAUGGGAAAUGAAUUCGAGGGAGAACACUCACAGGUGGUGGGUGGCUAUCAGCAACUGCCGUACGGACUAUGGUCGCUGCCUACGAAGCUAGAUGUCCGAACAAACAAGAUUGUCUCCAAGAUAUCCUACGACCAUACGGGCCUAGGUAAGAACAAGACGGUGGUUCAGUGUGAAGAUGGGGAGUCAUUUGUUGCCGAUAAGGUGGUCUUUACGGGCUCUUUGGGCAUCCUGAAGCAUCGCUCCAUCCAGUUCUCGCCUCCCCUCCCGGAGUGGAAAACGAGCGCGAUUGAUCGCCUUGGCUUUGGCAUCAUGAACAAGGUGAUCCUGGUCUUUGACAAGCCUUUCUGGGACACGGAGCGUGACAUGUUUGGGCUGCUGCGGGAACCCAACAAUCGCAAUAGUAUGAUGCAGGAGGACUAUGCGGCAAACAGGGGCCGGUUCUACUUGUUCUGGAACUGUAUGAAGACCACGGGUCUCCCCGUCCUCAUUGCUCUCAUGGCCGGCGAUGCCGCACAUCAAGCCGAAUGCACGCCGGAUGCCGAACUCAUUGCGGAAGUGACCAGCCAGCUUCGUAAUGUCUUCAAACGGGCGGUCGUUCCGGAUCCCUUGGAGACCAUCAUCACCCGCUGGGGCACGGACAAAUUCACCCGCGGAAGCUACUCCUAUGUGGCCGCACAGUCACUUCCAGGAGACUAUGACCUGAUGGCCAAACCAAUUGGUAACUUACACUUCGCGGGAGAAGCCACCUGCGGCACCCACCCAGCCACGGUCCAUGGAGCGUACUUAUCCGGGCUUCGAGCUGCAUCAGAAGUCAUCGAGUCCGUCCUCGGACCCAUUGAAGUGCCUCAUCCGCUAGUCCCAGAGAAGGGCAAGACCCUCGACGUCAGCACCGCCACGGCAGCGCCUCAGAAGCGAAAGGAGCCGUCUGUGAGCAAUGGCACCGCCGCCAGUGCAGCACCCAACAAUACAUCGCCCGAGGCCGCUCGUCGGGAGGCAUACGACAAAGCCGUCAUGGAGGCCAUCUGUAACGAACUGGGCCCGCCACCCCAGCGACCAGCCAGAACGGCGCUGAACCCGUUCCUUUUGUACCAAAAGGAUUACUGGGGGAAGUGCCGCAUGCAGUGUGACGAAGCCCGCCGCACCACCACCAAGGACCCCAACGCCAAGGCGGCGCGCGACGAGAUCCGCCAAGCCCUGGGCCUCAUGUGGCGACAGGCCAGCGAAGAGGAGAAACGGCCGUACAUGGAGCAAACGGAGGUCAACCGACAGACCAAUUCGGAGAUUUGGAAUCGCUGGCGCAGCGACAUGGCGGAAUGGGAGAAGAAAUCGAACGAAGUCAAGGAGCGAUGGUGCGCAGCCAAUCCCCUGGCCACCUGGGAGCAGCAUCCGUUAGAAAGACCAACUCUUGCCUCUACUCAAAACAUACCCGUGAAUGCGCAGCCCGCUGCCUCGUUAGCGUCGACAACUCUAACCAACGGUGAACAUGCAACAUCUAGGCCAGAUCCGCGAAUGAAUGGCCCACCUCAACCAGAAUCUCCACCUCAACCUCCCCUACUACCUACAACACUAAGCAAUGGCGAACACUCAGCAUCCAAACCAAAUCCGAAGAACAAUGGCACGACACCUCACCCUCAAACUCAACCUCCCCUGCUAGCUACAGCAAUAACCAACGGUGACCAACAUGCAACACCAAGGCCAAUUUCACAAAUGAAUGGCACGACGCCUCACCCUCACCCUCAAUCUCAUCCUCAUCCUCAUCCUCACUUCAUCUACUAGCUCCAAAUGAUCUUUGAUGCAUUCGACUGCUCUAACAUGAUAUAUUAUUCAUUUCCCGUUCUUUGUACACUACUCCUCC